CAAUAGCGUUUAGCCUCGUUUGUCUUCAAGAAGAGGCCACUGGCUCCGUGGAGGGGAACAUUACAAGAAAACCGGAGGUUCGCGCCACGAGUCGCCGGGGAUCCACAGCGACCAGAGUCCUCGACCAUCAGGGUCUCACCCUAAGACCGAGGAGCCAUGUCAUCCACCAGAUUUAAAAAGGAUAAGGAGAUCAUCGCGGACUACGAGACCCAAGUGAAAGAGAUCCGUAACCAACUAGUGGAGCAGUUCAAGUGCUUGGAGCAGCACUCGGAGUCUCGUAUCCAGCUGCUGCAGGACCUGCAGGAAUUCUUCAGACGCAAAGCCGAGAUCGAACUGGAAUACUCCCGCAGCUUGGAGAAACUGGCCGAGAGGUUCUCCUCCAAGAUCCGCAGCUCCAGGGAACACCAGCAGUUUAAGAAAGACCAGCACCUGCUGUCCUCAGUAAACUGCUGGUAUCUGCUGCUGAACCAGACGAGACGUGAGAGUCGAGACCACGCCACGCUCAGCGACAUCUACACCAACAACGUUAUCGUCCGCUUGGCUCAGAUCAGUGAGGAUGUCAUCCGUCUGUUCAAGAAGAGCAAAGAGAUUGGGAUCCAGAUGCACGAGGAGCUGGUGAAGGUGACAAAUGAACUCUACACUAGGCAAGCCAAGUAUUCAGAAAAUAAGCUGAAAUGCACUAAAGCUCGAAAUGACUAUUUGCUGAACCUGGCAGCAACUAAUGCAGUGGUGGCGAAAUAUUACAUCCACGACGUCUCAGAUAUGAUCGAUUGCUGUGACCUGGGCUACCAUGCCAGCUUGGCUCGCACCUUUAGGACCUACUUGUCUGCAGAGUACAACCUGGAGACAUCUCGCCACGAGGGUCUGGAUGUUAUUGAAAAUGCAGUGGACAACCUGGACUCUCGCAGUGACAAGCACAAGAUCAUGGAUAUGCAUAACCAGGUGUUCUGUCCUCCGAUGCGCUUUGAAUACCUGCCGCACAUGGGAGACGAGGUGUGCCAGGUCAGCGCCCAGCAGCCGGUCCAGACUGAGCUUCUAAUGCGAUACCACCAACUGCAGUCUCGUUUAGCAACCCUGAAGAUUGAGAAUGAGGAGGUGAGAAAGACCCUGGAUGCCACCAUGCAAACACUGCAGGAUAUGCUGACAGUGGAGGACUUCGACGUGUCGGACGCCUUUCAACACAGCCGCUCUACUGAAUCCAUCAAGUCUGUGGCCUCGGAGUCGUACAUGAACAAGCUCAAUGUCGCCAAGAGGAGGGCGAACCAACAAGAGACAGAAACGUUCUACUUCUCUAAAUUCAAGGAGUACCUGAACGGCAGUAACCUCAUCAUAAAACUGCAGGCGAAGCACGACCUUUUGAAGCAGACGCUCGGUGAAGGGGAGAGAGCCGAGUGUGGAACGACAAGGCCCCCCACCCUUCCCCCCAAGCCACAGAAAACGCAGAAACCUAGGCCACGCUCCAUGUAUAACCAUAGGCUGUUUAAUGGCGACAUGGAGACCUUCAUCAAGGAUUCGGGUCAACCGAUUCCCAUCGUUGUGGAAAGUUGUAUCAGAUACAUCAAUCUUUAUGGGCUGCAGCAGCAGGGAAUAUUUCGUGUGCCAGGAUCGCAGGUGGAGGUCAACGAUAUCAAAAACUCGUUUGAGAGAGGUGAAGAUCCCCUGAUUGAUGACCAGAAUGAGCAUGAUAUUAACUCGGUAGCGGGCGUGCUGAAGCUCUACUUCAGAGGACUGGAAAACCCUCUUUUCCCAAAGGAGCGUUUCCUGGACUUCAUCGCUACCAUCAAGCUGGAAUCAGGGCCUGAGCGAGCGCAUCACAUCCAGCAGAUCAUCGUGACUCUUCCUCGGACUGUCAUAAUUGUUAUGAGAUACCUUUUUGCUUUUCUCAAUCAUCUUUCCCAGUACAGCGAUGAGAACAUGAUGGAUCCCUACAAUUUAGCCAUCUGCUUCGGCCCGACUCUGAUGCCCAUCCCGGACGGCCAGGAUCCUGUGGUGUGUCAGGCGCACGUUAACGAAGUCAUUAAGACCAUCAUUAUCCACCACGAGGUCAUUUUUCCUAAUCAGCGAGAGCUGGACGGACCGGUGUAUGAGAAGUGCAUGACCGGUGGGGAAGAGUACUGCGACAGCCCUCACAGUGAACCUGGAACCAUCGAUGAAGCUGAUAAUGGAACAGAGCCACACACCAGUGAUGAAGAAGUGGAGCAGAUCGAGGCCAUCGCUAAGUUUGACUACGUUGGUCGAACUCCCAGGGAGUUGUCCUUCAAGAAGGGAGCCUCUCUGCUUCUGUACCACAGAGCGUCUGAAGACUGGUGGGAGGGCCGACAUAACGGAGUCGAUGGCCUCAUCCCACAUCAGUAUAUUGUAGUACAAGACCUGGAUGAUGCGUUCUCAGAUAACCUCAGCCAGAAAGCGGACAGCGAAGCGAGCAGUGGACCGCUGCUCGAAGAAAAAAGCUCCUCCAAGAAUGACCUUCCAUCACCAUGCGAGCAGUCACCAGAUUACUUCGGAGGAGUCAUGGGAAGGGUUAGGUUACGAUCGGAUGGAGCUGCCAUCCCGCGCCGUCGGAGCGGCGCCGAAACCCACAGUCCAACCAGGGUGGCCGACACCCCGCCGCGGGCGGCUGCCUGUCCGAGCAGUCCUCACAAGAUGUCCAUCAGCAAGGGCCGCAUGGAAAGCCCUGAAAAAAGGAGGCUUGGUACUUUUGGUAGUGCGGGCAGCAUUAACUACCCAGACAGGAAGAUGUACCCUGAGGGCCACCCACUGAGACCAGUAACAGGGGCCACACGCCACAGCAGCCUUGGGGACCACAAAACACUGGAGACUGAAGCUUUAGCUGAGGAUAUAGAGAAGACUAUGACGACUGCUCUCCAUGAGCUGCGUGAGCUGGAGCGACAAAACACCGUCAAACAGGCUCCCGACGUGGUUCUGGACACUCUGGAGCCGAUGAAGAACCCCAUUACCUCGGAGCCCGGCAGUCCUCUUCACACCAUCGUGAUCCGUGACCCGGAUGCAGCGAUGCGCCGCAGCAGCAGCUCCACCUCAGAGAUGAUGACCACCUUCAAACCUGCUCUCUCUGCACGGAUGGUGGGGGCUCAGCUGCGCCCCCCUUCCAUGAGGCCGCUGCGCCCCUCUCCCACGCAGCACCGCUCGAGCAGCUCCAGCUCGUCGGGGGUCGGCAGCCCCGCUGUAACUCCCACUGAAAAGAUGUUUCCGGGUAACAACGCGGCUUCGGGCUCUAACUUGAACAUUUCUGGUGAUGGCGGGGAGACGUCUGGGAGCAUGUAGCCACGAGAAGGCUCUGAUGUUCUGAUGAAGACAAGCAGCUGAACAGGUUC
Molecule: messenger RNA, 3332 nt
Organism: Nematolebias whitei (Rio pearlfish)
Lineage: Eukaryota; Metazoa; Chordata; Actinopteri; Cyprinodontiformes; Rivulidae
Gene: srgap3
Product: SLIT-ROBO Rho GTPase activating protein 3
Exons: 21
Coding region: 157-3282 (1041 amino acids)
Biological process (GO): negative regulation of cell migration; signal transduction
Cellular component (GO): cytoplasm
Molecular function (GO): protein binding
Source: RefSeq, a predicted model, not a curated record